CGUCUACUACACAGACCAAACACUAAUUGAUAUAUAGCUGGUUGUAGAACUAGCUGGAGCACUCUGUAUCAGCAAUCACAUGCUUGAAGAGGGACCAUUUGCUUUGCUUGAAGUGCGAGGCGAAGGCACCGUGGGAUGGUCAGGCCUACAAAGCAUGCACCCAAGUAGGCACCAGCUUCGUCAGAGAUCUCGCGCGAGGAGAAGACAAGAUGAGCUCGAGUGUGCAGCAGAAGAGGAGGAGCAGCAGCUCGUUUUUGGCCCUCGGUUGCGUCUGCACCGACUCCACUUCGGUCUCGGUGUCGAGCAGCUUCGGCAGUAGAUCUAACAUGACUCUGCGAUCCCCACGGAGCAUCAAGGAGUUGUCCUCCGCGGACACCCUCACAAUGACCUCCGCAUCGUCGUCCUCCUCCUACGCGGAGCACCCGGAGCCGAAGACGGAGAGGUCGGCGAGCACGCCUAGCUUCUCCGAUCUUCUGCGCCAGCUCAACGCCAUCGACGAUAAGAGGGAAGAGAGGAUGAGGAAUUGGCGGAGCAGCAGCCGAGGCGGGAAAAGAGUGGAGGAGAGCGUGGUGGUGGUGAAGGAGACGGUGGAUCCGCUGGGUGAAUUCCGGAGGUCGAUGCUGCAUAUGAUCGUCGAGAAGGAAAUCAUGGACGGUGCGGAGUUGAGAGCGUUGCUCCGCCGGUUUCUUGCGCUCAAUUCGCCGCGCCACCACGGCAUGAUCCUUCGUGCAUUCGCAGAGAUAUGGGAAGAGGUGUUCUCCGGCUACGACCGAACCCCCGACCUCCUCCUCCGUAGGAGCCAUUCCAGGCUUCCACCUCGUCUGCACUUGUGAGAAGCUGCAGCAUCGCCAUUCAAUGGCGACGCAUUAUGUACAUCUCUUCUCCUCUAUCCUUGUCGAUGCUGUAGAUGCCGCUGGUUGCAGUCCUGCCUGCUUCUUCUUCUCAUUGCUACGACUCGUCACUGUGUGUUGGAGCACAAAUAAUUAAUUGCCAUGCGUUAACUCUAUUUCCUUGA
Messenger RNA from Musa acuminata AAA Group (dessert banana), 1015 nucleotides. Its product is annotated as transcription repressor OFP8-like. Lineage: Eukaryota; Viridiplantae; Streptophyta; Magnoliopsida; Zingiberales; Musaceae. The coding region runs from base 210 to 833 and encodes 207 amino acids. The transcript has a single exon. Gene Ontology annotation, biological process: negative regulation of DNA-templated transcription. The record is from RefSeq and is a predicted model, not a curated record.